Messenger RNA from Trichoderma harzianum CBS 226.95, 438 nucleotides. RefSeq lists its product as hypothetical. Gene Ontology annotation, biological process: endoplasmic reticulum to Golgi vesicle-mediated transport. Lineage: Eukaryota; Fungi; Ascomycota; Sordariomycetes; Hypocreales; Hypocreaceae. The coding region runs from base 1 to 438 and encodes 145 amino acids. The record is from RefSeq and is a predicted model, not a curated record. The transcript is spliced from 3 exons. Gene Ontology annotation, cellular component: TRAPP complex.
AUGGUUGUCUACUCCUUCUAUAUCUUCGACCGCCACACCGAAUGCGUCUACGUCAAGUCGUGGAUGGCGGCCGAGGGCCCCGGAGCCGCGCCCGUCCUGUCCGCCUCCUCGGACGACGCCAAGCUCGUCUUCGGAACCGUCUUCUCCCUCCGCAACAUGGUCCGCAAGCUCGGCGGCGACGACGACGCCUUCAUCAGCUACCGCACGGGGCAGUACAAGCUGCAUUUCUACGAGACGCCCGCAAACCUUCGCUUCGUCAUGCUUACGGACACGGGCUCGGCCAGCAUGCGGAAUGUGCUGCAUCAGAUUUACAUCAAUCUAUGGGUGGAAUAUGUCGUCAAGAACCCUCUUGCACCAGUCGAGCACAAGGGGGGUGCGGGUGUCAAUAACGAGCUUUUUGAACUUGGCCUGGACCAGUUCAUAAGGGGCAUGAUGUGA